AUGCUCCGCCGCCAAGCCCGCGAACGCCGGGAAUAUGUCUUCAAGAAGAGUCACGAAUCCACCGAACGCGCAAUCUACGAGCGCAAGCAAGCGAUCAAGGAUGCGCUCGCAUCUGGCCGCUCCCUCCCUACAGAACUGAGGAACGAGGCCCGCAGCAUCGGCAAGGACCUAGUGCUGGACGAGGCGCAAUCCGACCCAAAGAGUCACAUUGACGACGAGUACGCAAAGGUCGGCACCUACGAUCCCAAGGUGGUGGUCACGACAUCGCGCGACCCCAGCUCCAGGCUUACCCAGUUCGCCAAGGAGAUGCGGCUUGUGUUUCCUAAUGCGGUGCGCCUGAAUCGCGGAAACACGGUUAUGAAGGAUCUCGUGCAGACUUGUCUUGCCCAGGGAAUUACGGAUCUUGUGCUCGUUCACGAACACCGCGGCGUACCCGACGCUAUGGUUAUUAGCCACCUGCCACACGGGCCUACACUUAGUAUGACCCUUCACAACGUUACGCUCCGCCACGAUGUCGCUUCGUCCGACUCCACCGUAUCUGAGCAGUACCCCCACCUCAUCUUUGAUGGUUUCGGCACCAAGCUCGGCGAGCGUGUCGCAGGUAUCCUCAAGGCCCUGUUCCCCGUGCCCAAGGACGACGCCAAGCGUGUCAUGACGUUUGCCAAUGACCGUGACUUCAUCUCGUUCCGCCACCACGUGUUUGCCAAGACGAGCCACAAGGACGUCCAACUUGCCGAGGUUGGACCGCGCUUCGAGGCCAAGCCAUACGAGAUCCGCCAGGGUACUGUCGACCAGACUGCAGCCGACGUCGAAUGGCUCCUUCGGCCCUACAUGCGCACCUCCAAGAAGCGCAACCAGCUCUAG
This is a messenger RNA of Cutaneotrichosporon cavernicola, 864 nucleotides long. RefSeq lists its product as uncharacterized. Gene Ontology annotation, cellular component: small-subunit processome; Mpp10 complex; nucleolus. The record is from RefSeq and is a predicted model, not a curated record. The coding region runs from base 1 to 864 and encodes 287 amino acids. Gene Ontology annotation, molecular function: snoRNA binding; rRNA primary transcript binding. Lineage: Eukaryota; Fungi; Basidiomycota; Tremellomycetes; Trichosporonales; Trichosporonaceae. The transcript is spliced from 3 exons. Gene Ontology annotation, biological process: rRNA processing.